GACUAAGAUGAAGUAAUCUAUUUUGGGCGGGUGUGGGUAGGAUUAUUUUGAGGAAUUUUGUUGUAUCACGUUUGAUGAGUGUUAAAACAUUAGUUUUUAUCCGUUUUUGAGUAUUUCUGAAGUGUUUGUGUAAUUUAAACUUUGUAUGCAUUGCAUUUCGUGGGCUGUUAUGGCGUUACUGAAUCCUUAUAUUUCAUUUCGACAAGUUCGCUGAUGAAGUAAUAAAGCAGAAUACCACAAAUGGAACGCAUCGAUCCUCCAGAUAAUCCAGGGAAAGACGGCGAAUCAGCCGCUGCGAUGCCGAACCAGACCGGGGCAGACUUGGAGUGGGAGCCAGUGGCGAGUUGCGAGUUGGAUUUGAAUCAGAAAGAAGCGUCCCCACAUCUGUAUUUUGUUACGGUGGAGUUUGUGGAGGGAUCGCCCGGCGAGCUGGUGCACUCGUUCCCUGGCUACGAGGGCGACGCGUUCUCCCCGCAGCCGUCGUCGAGCGCGGAGCUGGGGCACCGCGUGAGCCCGCUGGACCCCAACAUGGGCUCGGCGGCCGGCUACUCUCCCGGGUACGCCGUGGCGCAGUCCCCUCCCCCGGCCGGCCCCGCGUCUCCGAUCCACGGGGGCGACCCGCCCGCCGCUUCCCGGGGCUUCUUCCGGCCCGCCCGGGGCGACGGGGAGCUGCCGCUCGCCAGGGCCCAGCUGUCGACCGCCCAGUACCGCGACGUCCAGCCGGCGACGGUGGUCUUGUCGCAGCCCGACGACGAGGACGUGAAGGCCGACUGCUUCGACCACAUCCAGCUGCUCAUCAGCAGCGGGGUUGGGGAGAACAUCGCCUACAGCAUAGAAGGAGGCCACGCCAUCCAGAGCAUGCUGGAGUCCAUCAAGGAGCACGGCCUGGUGAUAGAGGGCGUGGACGACGCCAGAGACGCGGACAUGAAGCUGCUGCCCGAUGACGCGGACCUGAGCCUGGACUCGAUCACGCUGGCCGUGAGCCAGCAGCACCCGGGCCUGAUCGACCAGUCGCUGCUCGAGUCGCAGCUCCGGCUCGGGGGCGAGAUGCGGAUCGACAGCGAGGUGGAGACAGACGAGGUGCGGGCGACGCUGGGGGGCAGGGACCUGAAGUACGUGGACAUCCUCCUGGACGGGGGCCUGCCCUCCCCCUCGCCGGGCGACGAGCUGGCGCCGCGACGCUCCCAGAGGCGCCUCCCCCGCGAGGACGACGGCGGCUCCGACAAGUGCGAGGACUGCUGCGUGUCAGGCGACAUGAGCUGCGAGCAGCACCAGCUGCAGAGCAUCUCGGACAAGCCCGUCCCCUCGCGGGCGCUCGCCACCCUGCCCCCCCUGCUGGCAGUCAGCAAGGUGCCCGGCUCCGUCGCGGGCGACAAGCUGUGCGGUGUGUUUGCGCGCAAGCAGAUCCCCAAGAGAGUGCAGUUCGGCCCCUUUGAAGGGGUCCUGGAGGAGGCGGCGUGCCCCGCGGACCCGGGAGAUGCCUCCCAGCUGCCGUCGCUGCACUUGCUGGUCGAGCUGGACGACGGGCUCAUGCAUCGACUGGACACGUCCAAUGAGAACCGCUCGAACUGGAUGAGGUUCGUGAGGGCCGCCCACACGGCCGAGGAGCAGAACCUGAUCGUGAACCAGCACGGGCGCUCCUUGUACUUCACCACGAUCAAGGCCGUCCCGCCGAGGCAGGAGCUGCUGGUCUGGUACGGAGCCAACUACGCCGCCCGGCGCCGCCUGCCGCUCCUCCAGCCGCUGAAGACAGAAGAAGAAGAGCAGACUUGGCCUUGUUUUGAGUGUAAUGAAAAAUUCUUCACGUCUGAAGAGUUGCAGAAACAUCUUAACAUACACGAUACGGAAAAGGGUGAUACGCAGUCAAGAACAAGGAGGAGAAAAACAAGGAAAGGAAAGCAGCAUUAUCGAAAGAAGAGUUUGGGUCUUUUCACAUCAAAGAAGUAUAAGACGGGAAAAACGAAGGAUAAGCACCCGCAGGUGUGCGGGGAGUGCCACCGCGUGUUCCUGCGAGGCGGCGGCGUGCACGGGAAUCUGCAGCUGUCGUGCGAGGACCACGACGACGAAGAUGACUCCGGGAGCAUCUGCCGGGACAGGUUCGCGGCCAGGCAUUGCGACGGUGACAGGAGGAAACACAAAGUGAAGUACAGUCUCAUCAAAAAGCACAUUGAAAGGGCCGCGGCGCGGUGGCAGUGCUGCCGCUGCGGCCUGCAGUUCGACAGCGCGGCCGUGCUGGGCCUGCACGCGCUGGCCCACGCCGGGGGCGAGCCCUGGGAGCCCGAGACCAUCACGGGGCUGCCGUCCGUGCUCAGCAGCGCGUGCCAGGAGCCGGGGGCCUGGGUCGACGUCUGCCCGCAGUGCUCUCGGGAGUUCCCCUCGAGGCAGGAGCUGGUGGAGCAUGUCUCGGAGCACGCCCGGGCCCCGGGCCGGGAGCCGCCCCGCCCGCGCAGGGGCUUCAACCCGGCCAAGCCCUGGAAGUGCGAGCGCUGCUACAAGUCCUUCGCCACCGAGGAGAGACUGCAGCGCCACAUGUUGGUUCACGGCUCUGAAGAGACUAAGCCCCUUCAGUGCGAUGUCUGCUUCAAGCGUUUCUUGAAUAACUCUGCGCUGGCAUGCCACAUCAAGAUACACACAGGCAAGAAGGUUUAUGAAUGUCCCAUUUGCAAGCAAAUCUUCGGUCAACUCCUUGACUUGAAAGAGCACGUACUCAUUCAUUCUGUGAAUGGGAUGUACACAUGUCCUCAGUGCAAAAAGGUGUUUGAUGAGUACAGUGUGAUCAGAAAGCACAUCCGAGCAUUCCACUGUGAUCGCAAGCACAAGUGUUCAUACUGUCCCAAACAGUUCCCGACCCUGGACAAACUUAAAAUGCACAUGCUCAGGCACUCGGACCACCGGGAGUUCCUGUGCGCCGACUGCGGCAAGCAGUUCAAGCGCAAGGACAAGCUGAAGGAGCACAUGAACCGCAUGCACUCGGGGGAGAAGGACCCAAGGCCCGCCGCCAAGCCCGCCCGCUCGCACCUCGCCAAGAAGUUCAUGCCCAAGAUAUCGCCCGGCGACUACGACCGGUUCAUCUACAAGUGCCACAGCUGCAUGGUGGGCUUCAAGCGGCGCGGCAUGCUGGUGAACCACCUCGCCAAGCGGCACCCGGAGAUCAGCCCCGGCUCCGUGCCGGAGCUCAACCUGCCCAUCCUGAAGACCACGCGCGACUACUACUGCCAGUACUGCGACAAGGUCUACAAGAGCAGUUCCAAGCGCAAGGCCCACAUCCUGAAGAAUCAUCCCGGCUCAGAGCUGCCAAUGAGCAACAGGAGAAAGGGGGGAGUGCCGGACGUCCCGGGCCAGCCCAACCCCACGUACUCGCAGGCGGUGGGCAGCGUGACGACGCGCCCGCACGGCUGCGGCUGGUGCCACAAGCAGUACGCCUCCAAGGCCAAGCUGCUGCAGCACCAGCGCAAGAAGCACCCCGACCUGCUGUCCCUGGCCCAGCAGGCCCCGCGCAGCCCCCGGUCGCCUGGCGCCGGGACCCGCGAGCAGCCAGAGUCCCCGGUGGUCGGCCUGCUGGACGGCCAGCGCAUCGAGGUGCAGCUCCAGGGCCUGGAGGCCAUCAACAUCAUACCAGAGUUCCAGAUAGCAGCCACGGAAGAAGAGCUUCAGCAAUACCAAGAGACUGGAAUAAUUAUUGAUGCUGCGUCAUUGAAACAAGUAAAGGACCUGGGAGAGGGGGUCUCGGUGGACCUGCUGUCGCAGGCCAUGUCCGAGCUGGGGCAGUCCAUCGGGGAGUACCGCGUGUCCCUGGGCGCCGCCCCCGACCACUUCUUCAAGAUCGUGCACGCCACGGUGGCCGCGGCGGCAGACGACGACCCCGACGACCCCGCCCCCUUCCCGCCGCCCGCCUCCCCCCGCUCCUGGGGCUCGCCCCACCCCGCCUACGCCCCCUACACCGCCCGCUGACCGCAGCCGCCCGGGUUCCGCUGAGCGAGGCGUUUGCACCGCGGCCCGCCCUGGUCGGGCCGCUUUUUGUGGGUAUGAUGCCCCGUGGUUGGUUGGUUGGUUGGUUGGUUGGUUGUUGGUUUGUGGCACGGCUGCUCCGUUGCCACGGUUGAAACCUGGCGGCGGCCUUUCCACGCCUUUUUUUGUCGGAUUGGUUUUUGGAAGUUACCAACGUGUGGAAGAGGGGCUGUGAUAGUUUUUCAGGGGUUGAUCAAGGUUCCGCGAGUUGGUUUUUUUUUGAGGGUCGGCGAGAUUUCAGUCGAGAUUUCGAUGGCGGUUAAUUUUUUUACGAGCGUGAGGGUUGGUCGAGUAUCACAUACUUUUGAUGUCGUGUAACCAAGAAAAUGCAUAGAAUCCUCUACAAGUUUUGGUUUUGUUCUUAGAUGUUGGCUUUGUUAGUUUUUUCGUGCAUGCUGAAUGAUCGAUUUACGGUAGAAAUAUUUGUGUUUGCAAUGUUUGAAAUAAUAAUCACUUUAACAAAUAAACCAUUUCAGUUGUUUGCAACGUGCAAUCUAGUGGAAAGGGGUUCGUAUUUGUUGUUGAAUAACCAAGCUGAUUAAAGUAGUCGUUGGUAUACUGUCCAAGUUUGAGAAACCAUCUUGUAAAAUAAAAAUUAUGAUGUGAGCUUCUAACUCCGUGUUUGUGAGAGAAUUAGCGGCAGUGCCUCUAUUAGGUUCUUUCAUCGGUGUAUAGAUACGUCCAUGCAUGUGCUGUUGGCCAAAGUACUUCCUUGCAAUGGAAGCAGAAGAGCACAAAGUUUUUCAAUUUGUGUGGAGUAUUUCUAUGACAAAUUAACAGAUUUGCCAUAGCAUCUAUUGUUAUUUAUGAAAAUAGUUUAUUUAGUGACAUAGAUACUUCUAUUUGAAGACUGAUUUUUGAAUGAUAAUUGUUAGAAUGAUAAUUUGCUAUUAGUCAAAUAUUUUUUAAUUACAAAUUGGAACUCCACACUUUCUUUUUAGAAAAUGUUUUUAUUUGGUUUAUGUUUUUUUAUUCUCCUGUAGGUUUCUAAAAUAGUAGAAAUUUCUCACUGUCAAACAGUAAUAUACUUUUUUUACUAAGUUUUUUUGUUAGUUCAAUAUACAAUAUAAUGAAAAAUCAUUGCUCAUUAACUAUUUAUUGUGAAUUUAUUAAACCUCAGAUUGGUGUCAGAUUUAUGUACCUUCUGGUGGAAUGUUUUAUUUCUGUGUCUGCCUUAGUAAAUUUAUAUUAAAGUGUUCACUGUAGAAUUUCUAAUUGACAUUUUUAAAAAAAUCAACUAAGUACAUUUAAUACUCUGGUAUCAAUGUGAAAAUUAUUGUCGUGAAAAUGUUCAAGCUGAGCAUUGAUAGAAUUUAAAAAAUUGCUUACAUGUGUGAUAAAUUUGAACCUGUGUUUUCUGUAGUGUACUAAUGGCUAGAUCAACUAAUGUACGCUGUGAUUGCGUUAGUAGGCAUACAUGUUUUGGCUUUGUAUCUGGUAAUAUAUUUCUAGACUCAAGUGUUUAAAUUUCAAUGUAUAUUGUUAUAUAUCUUAAUUUUUUUAAGUAAACAAAAAAUACUAUUGUAAAUAUUGAAGUUUUUACAAAAAAAAAUUAUAUAAGAAGAUUUUAUUUUAUUAAAUAAAGGUACAUUCUGUAGAGAAAUUUGUGGGAGUAACUAUGAAUGUUGGCUACCAGUUAUCUUGUUUAGUUUUAGUCAUACCAUAGAUGAAUUGAAUUUUCUGUCCUAAGCCACAAAGAAAUAUAAACCUAUCUGUUGUUAUUGAGAUGAGACUUUUACGUUGAGUUUGUGCUUGAGUGCAGUGCUAAGUAAAGUAGGGAGGUCUGUGUUUUUCUUGCCGCUAUUUCUCCUUGUGAAUGCAGAGCACAUAGGGCAUUGCAGCACUCCAAGCAUUGACUUUGUCAACGCUGCGAUGUUACAGCGAGUUACUUUGUUAUUGUGAUUGUUGUUGGUUUUACAUUUUCUGAGUAACGUAGAAAGUGUUGUACAAUGUCGAGCACGUUAAGGUGUAACUAUUUGCUGUUUGUUGUUUAUGUUGGUUCUUUGUGGAGUUUUUUUCCUCAAAAAAAAAUGAAAAGUAUUUAUAUUUAUUGGAUACAUUUUGUUUUACAGAGAAUGUAGUAAGUAUGUGAUAGUCUGAGAAAGUGUGCACAUCAUUUUAAAUGCAGUGUCCAAUUACUGUUUCAGUAUUUAAGUGUUUUACUAAUUUUGCUAUUUAUGAAGAGAAAGUGUUUGUGUGUUUUCACUAACUUUUUUCCAUCUAAAUGUUAGUUUUUAGAUUACUCGAUCCUCUUGUUUUUUAUGAGUGUUUUUAUGAGUGUUUCAAAAACAUGUUUUUCAUUAUCACUUCCCCCCCCCCCCCGUAUACCUGAGGCAUUUACCACAAAAUCAUGGAAGGGAAACCCAAAAAGAACACGCAAUUGCAAGAUGUUACCAUUAACAGAUAUUGUGUAUUAGAUACCAUAUUUAUUCUAAUAAGCCUCCCACCAAACUUUGUGACCAUAUUUCAAGUUUCAAUAAAAUAUUUUUUCCUGUUCUUAAGUAAUUAUUAUUCAAAAUUAUAAAUUGCUUUAAGAUUUUCUGUAAAACUAAUACAGUACAACCUAGAUUUUUCAUUACCCCUUUUUAAAUUUUCCCAUUAUUUGCUCCAUUUUAUUUUGGUCCCAUUUUAACCUCAUUUGAUGCAAUUCCAGUUUAUUACAACGCACCUACAAUUUUCUUCCCGCAAUUUGCGCUGUUUGUUUAUGCUAUACUGUCAUAAAUUCACUAUUCCGGUCAUUGGUCACGUACAUCAUACAUGUGAAGAUACCACUUCCGUGUGAAAUACCGAAUCCAAAAUGCUGUUGGGAGCACUAGCGCUGUAGCUCCUGAAUCUUUCAAUUGCCGAAUGCCAGCCCAGCAAGUCACGUCACUGGCUGGCGUCAGGCGCGGCAGUGGCGUCAUUCCUCGUGCUUUUCACGCAUGCUGAGAUAUUUUAACUAAACUGUAAUACUUACUCUUAAAAUACUUACUAAAAUCCAACUCCAGAGAGGUGUUAACACUUGUACUCAACACACUGCAAUUAUGAAAUACAAUUUUUGCCCAAUGUUAUUUAUUUAUUUAUUUGUCAAUUUGUUGCAUGCCUACUGACGGCAUAAGGCUAUGGGAGGUAGGCACGAUAAACAUAAAAAAAUUACAUAGUCAACACAGCAGGCAACUAACAGAUAAACAAAAAUAAGUUUCAUAAUUAUAUAACAACAAUAAAGAUAAUCAAGAACCUGUUUAUAAAAAAAAAUUACAUAUGGUAGCAUCAUUAGUCUUAAACAUAUUAAAUUUAAAUUAAGAUAAGAAAAAUUGUUUUAUAUUUAAAUUAUUUUUUUGAUAUUUUCGCAGAAGAAAUACUCUACACUUUUUUAAACUAAAAAUCGGCAUGAAAUAUGCCAACCAUAUGCAAGUAAAUACGGUACUGUGUGUAUGCUUACCUCUACUGUACAGAAUGUAAAAAUAUAUAACUUUAAUGUUAAUUAUUAUAUUUAGCUAUGCUUCAGACACACUUAAUAAUUAGGUAUGUGUGUAUCAGAAUAUGGUAUUCAUAUGUUAUGUAAAUCGCUGUUCUCUGAGCAAAAAAAAAAGAAAUAUUUUUAAUGCAGUUCCCCUAUUUUACACUUCACUACAUUUUACAUUACUGCCUUGAAUAUGGUAAAAAAUGGGUUCUAGUGUAGCAUUCUCGCUACCAGUAUUGAUGCCUGCUGGGGUAGUUUUUUUCCUUAUCAAAAACAUACUACUAAAUAUUUCAAUAUUUUCAGUAUCUAAAGAUAUCAGGUAGUAAUUAUUAUAUUUAUUAAAGAUUAUCUUUGAAUUAACACAUCAUACAGGGAAGCAAGGAAAAAAGCAUCAUGAAUCGAAAAUGGCCACCGACCGGAGCUGUCUUGUUAACUGCAGAAAAGCUUCACUAACAUUGUGCUCAGGAGCGACCUAAAUAAAUUCUUUGUUACAAAUAUCAUAAACAGAAUAAAAUGAGAAAUUGCUUAAUUUUAAAAAAAAAAACCUAAGCAACAUGAUGUCACCUUCUAUAAAAUAUUAUAGCAAUGCUCCAAUGCACCAUCACCUGAAAGUGAAAACCAAUCUUAUUUUUUUUUUCCUCCAGUCGCGGAUACGACUUUCCGUGACAAUUGUACUUUCAUCCUGCGGCACAUACGCCCAUUUCCUUAGCCUUAUAUAUAUAUAUAUAUAUAUAUAUAUAUAUAUAUAUAUAUAUUUUGCAACCAUAGACUAUCAGUAUGUAAUCAUUGAAACAUGGUCUCACAGAAACACACUCUCACAAACCACGUGCAAGUUGUUCUUUAUGAACGUCAGGUUAACCAACCUUGGAGCUUGAUGGAACAUGUGCUAUGCAGCGUUGUCAUGCAGCAUUGUCAAAAGACAUUUUACUAUAAAUUAUAUGCAUUUUAUUUGGAUAAAAAUUGUUUAAAAUAUUACCUUUACUGAUAAUGAUAAUGUUGAGACCGAAAACUCAUCUAAAUGAUGUUGUUUAUUUAGAUUUUUUUUUAAUUUUCAUAUUGCAUUUUAAAGCACAUUUGUAUCCUGAUAUAUUAAAUAUGUGUAGGAAUAAUUUUUUUUGUAUAGUUUACUAGAAAUUUCUGUCUUAUAACAUUAAAUAAGAUAUUUAAUGAACUAAUGUGUAACUGUUAAUUUAUAGUUUUCACCAAUAUUAUGUAUUGUUAUAAAACUACCUGCAACAGAGUUUGUGUGUAUAGACGAAAUAACAUUUUUAAGCUCUUGAAGCUAGCUUAAAAUUCUCACCUUUUAUGCCGGAUAACUUUACAUGUACCCAUUAUGUGACAGCAACCUUAUAAAAUGUGUUUUGCAGUUUUGAAGUACCGAGAAUUUAAUAUUUCAAAAAUACUGUUUUCAAAAAUGUUAAUCUAUUAUUCCACUUCGUUUCCUACCAUUUUAGCAUAGAAUAAAAUUUAUUUUUUUUUUCUUUUAGAAUAUUCCCAACAUAUUGAUGAUUUAAUAAUUACGUUAAUUAUUAAUAUAAAUUGUAUCUGGUGUCCCUGGUAGCCGUGACAGUCACGAAGUGGUUUUCAUCUCAUCUCUGAGGUCUCGGGAACCUCUGUGUGUGAACAUGAGCUAUAAAAAUGUUAUAAUACAAGAAAAAAAAUUUGACUGUGUUUCACGUGAUUGUAAGGUUAUCGUUGGCCUGUUUUUUUUUACUUGUACUCACUUAAUUUUGGCCUGUAGGGCCCUAUCAGCAGAUUCAAACGAAUGCACGUUAAAAUAUGUACAUUCUUGAUUUCUUGUAUGCAAUUAAUUAGAAGCAAGCUUAGUAUUUUGAAUGUUUUUUCCCUUGCAUUGUUAGGCCUGUGCAAUAUAUUCAAAUUUUCAAUAUCAAAAAGAACAGUUUAUUCUUAUUCAAUUUUAUUUCAAAUACUAACACUUCGGGGGGGGGGGGACAAAUAUUCAGACGGUUACGAAUAUGGCUGUACAGAAUUUUGAAGAUAGGGGAAAAAAUUUUGGAUCGCAGAAUUUAUUGUCGGGCAGAGACAAAAUUUACACAGGAUUUUCAUAAUGUUUUAGGGUUAUUUAUGGAGUUUUUUUUUUCUACAUCUGCCCACGUAAAUUUUGAGCAGAUUAAUAUAGUAAAGACGGAUUUAACACAGUAAUUCGGAACCAAUUCAAACAUCCACGUUGUUAGCUAAAGUAUUUAAUGAAGAAGAGAGUCCGGUAGGUCAUUAAAAAUAGAUUAAAACUGACAGCACACAGAUGAGGAUAAAAAUCAGAACAAUGCAAGUUGAUAGUUGUCAGAUAAGAGGGUAGCUCUGUGAUUAGUAGUUUCAUUCAGAAGUGGCAGGCGAAGAGAAAAAAAAAAACUUGUAUAGAUCUCGUGGAAAACAUCUGGACACAUACUUACAGCAAUAAAGCCUGACAGAUCUAUGAAAACAUUUUUCUGGUGGAUAAUACAUUGUGAACAACUACCGGAGACAGGCAUCGUAUACGCACACAUAUACACACUCUCUCUUCCCCCCCUCCCCUCCCCUAGUGACAGCUCAGGCAAUUAUCUUCUCCCACUUGACCCGACAAAAAAAGGUCACACUAGGAGGGGGGAAAAAACUUAGCCUCAUUUACCAAGCACAUGUACACUAGACAGAAAAAGACAGGAACAUUCUAAGCAGCUACUGUGUUCCUACACUUUAGUUAAAACAAGACAAAAAAAAUUAUAAUCUGUAAUUGUUAAUAUAUGUGAGUAUAGUAAAUAAUUUAUUUUUACAUAGUAAAAUUUUUUUUUUAAUUUUUUUAGAUUUACAUUAUGUUUAACUAAAGAUUAAAACUGCUCACUGCACAUUCUUUGUAAACCCACCCUCGUAAACUAUCUACAUAUUUACUGCAAUUGCCUUACAUGUUCUCUUUGCACUGUUUAUUAAAAUAUAUGUUUUUAGAUGCUAUUUUGAUUACCAUGAAAAGUAUUUAUUUAUAUUUUACUUUUAAAAUUUGAAUAUUUCAACAAAAUUUUACAAAUAGUAAUUGUAGCUGACUUAACCUAACCACCCUUUCAAUUAAUAUUUUUUUAUUUAAUUUCCCAGAAGCCCCUACACCACACAUUUACUUUUUCUUUCAAUAUGUAUAUGUUAUAUGUGGGGGGAAAAAAUUUACAUUGGAUUUUAAUUCUUACUAUUUAAAUUCAAUAUUUGUAUUCGAGAAUAAUUUGAUAUUCAUACUCAUAUUCGAUUUGAACUAAAAACACUGUUAUUCACACAGGCCUUUGCAUUAUGCAUCAAACAUUGUGUAAGCAUUGCUUAGUAGGCCUUUGCAUUUAUUCAAUUUUUAUUUUGAAUACAUACCUAUUAGUUUUUUUUUUUUUUUUUUUCAAUUUGAGCUUGAUAUUAAUACUUUGAAAUAACACAUUUGAUUUGUUAUGAGUAUUUGACAUAGCAUACCUCAUGAGCUCGUUGAAUACUAACAUUCACUUUUGAGGUUAUCAUUUUUGCAAUAUAAUUACCCAGUUUAGAUAUUUUAAUGGGACUGCAUAAUCAAAAACACAAAUACUCUUUGUUUUAAAUACAGAUCAAGUGUUCACUGUUAUUUUACUACUGUCUCCAAUACAGUAGGAGGGAAAAAUUGCAUGGACAGUUAAUUUGUUUGUAACAUUUUGAAUUUACAAACUAUUAUUUGAAUUUGUUUUGAUUCAUGUACCAGUAGUGGUAAAAAAUUAAUAAACAUCAACAACAAUAGAUCAUAAUAAACCUGCACACUCCUUUGUGAUAGCGAUUAAAAGAAGUAUAUAUGAUAGUUGCAACAGUGUAUGAAUUGAUAGUCAUCGAUCUACUAUCAUGUAGCAAUUACCUGCUGCAUGUAUCUAUGAUAAAGCAGACGUGUUGUUACUUAAAAGCAAAAUAAACUUAAGUGAUUGUUCCAUAGUCCAGAGGGGGAAAAAAAAAAAAACUAAAAAUUGUAAUAUUGCUCAACUAAAAUGCAGUUCCCCUGGCUGCCAUUAAGAACACGAAUACGUGAAUAAAUAGGGUUUAAAUAUGUUUUUAAAAACAUUUUACUUUUUUUUAUGGUACCAAUACAUAGAGUACCUUGAUCUAUUAGAUAGGUUAGCAGCAUAAAAAAAUAUUGUAUAUUUUUUCAAAAAUUGAAAUUUUAACAUAAUUUCUCAAUAGUCACUACACGUUUAUUUCUCUAUGUAUUUUUUUUUACGUGAUGUGAAAUUUUUUUAUGCGAUUCCAACCCCCCUUACUAUUUAAAUUCAAGAAUAAUUUGCAUUUUGUAUUUUUUAAAAAAAAAACCUGCACAGGCCUAUUGCUUAGCUCUAGGUCAGUGCAAACAUCAGAUUGCUAGUAGUAAUAUUUUACUUUACAUUAAUGUUUAUAAAUAUUAUAUCACAGUUAUAAAAUGCUUUUAUUUAUUUUUUGACUGUUAAUCCAGUUGUGGUAAAAAUUGCUUGUUGUCUGCAUGUCAACCAUUCUCUUGUCCAUUGUGCACAUGUUGGAAUAAAGUGGGCAUGUAUCAGGCUCAUUGAUUAUGUCAUUAUGUGCAAACUGUACACAUUCAUAUUGUACUACAACCAUUAAUCCCUUAAGUUAAUUUUAUAUGAGGUGAUGUACCACUGUUUCUAAACUCUUCAGGUACAAUUCAGCAUUGUUUAUUUGGUAGUACGAUUACUUGGAAUCAAAUGUGAAUAAUAAACGAUUUGUUUCAAA
Messenger RNA from Bacillus rossius redtenbacheri, 12151 nucleotides. Its product is annotated as PR domain zinc finger protein 10-like. The transcript has 25 exons. Gene Ontology annotation, cellular component: nucleus. The coding region runs from base 241 to 3951 and encodes 1236 amino acids. Lineage: Eukaryota; Metazoa; Arthropoda; Insecta; Phasmatodea; Bacillidae. The record is from RefSeq and is a predicted model, not a curated record. Gene Ontology annotation, molecular function: RNA polymerase II cis-regulatory region sequence-specific DNA binding; protein binding; DNA-binding transcription factor activity, RNA polymerase II-specific. Gene Ontology annotation, biological process: regulation of transcription by RNA polymerase II.